AUGGAGCCAGCCACUGGAAACUCUAUGGUCAUUAGCAUUGAUCAAAAAACAAUUAGCCCACAUGAACAAUCUAACGACAAACUCACUCGUUCUUCCGCCAAGAAGGGAAAGCGGGCCAGGAACAUUUUCAAGGUGGCGCUGUUCAUGAUGCGAGGGCGUUCAAAAUCAAAACUUGUUGUGAGUGAGGAGUCCAAGAGCGUGUGGAGGAGGAUCCUGGGGUCCAUGCGACCACUGCACCUGCAAAACGACCAAUCCCCACCGCAUGAUAACAAUACAAACAUGCCUCAAUCUAAACCCACGAUCACCUCAUCACGGUUUGCUAAUGGCGUUGUUGAUUCCGGCGACGAUGCGUUUGAUUCUGCUUCGGAGUUUACAAACUCGCCGUCUCCAUGUAGCAGCUGCUACGCCUCGGCCGUUGGGCUGGACGAGCUGGUGCAAGAGGAGAACGAGAAAGAGGGUGUGGAGGAGAUGAAUAGUGAUGAUGGUAACAGUGACGGAGAAGGGGAUGAGAUGAUUGAUGCGAAGGCUGAAGAGUUCAUUGCUCAUUUUUACCACCAAAUGAGGUUGGAACGCUUUGAUGAUGUUGAUCGUCAUUACCAAGAGAUAAGCAUGAGAUCAUUAGGGUUAUAA
This is a messenger RNA of Sphenostylis stenocarpa, 630 nucleotides long. NCBI's taxonomy places the organism in Eukaryota, Viridiplantae, Streptophyta, Magnoliopsida, Fabales, Fabaceae. The record is from the annotation of a GenBank genome assembly.